CAGGGAGGAGCUCCAGUCACAACAGCAGGCAGACCAUAGACUUUAGUCUGCGAGGCAGACCCUCCCAGCACUGGGUGGAAGGAAGCGGAAACGUCGCAAGCCUUAUGCUAGUAGCGAUCCCUAAGACGGGGUGGAAGCGACAGCAGGCGUAACGUUACAUCGUUUGUUGCCUCUCAAGAGGAAGCAGCGUUUGGACAAAUUACACUAUAUGGUUUUAGUUUGUCACGGGGCUGGCAUCGAAACGGAAUAUCUCGAGUGGAACAUUCCUGUAACCUUUAUGUGAGGUCCAAGCCCUGAAGGAGCGGGUCAUAGACGGGAGGAGAGACUCGGAGCAAAAGCAUCUGGCCACAGAAGCCUGGAUACGUGUUUUUAUUUUUUAUUCAGGCCCUGAAACACAACAACAACCAAGUCGUUUUCCUGCGCACAACAACAACCAUGGAGGCCAUUGCCAAAUACGAUUUCAACGCCACUGCUGACGAUGAGCUUAGUUUCAAGCGUGGCGAAGUCCUCAAGGUAUUAAAUGAAGAGUGUGAUCAGAACUGGUACAAGGCAGAGCUAAAUGGAAAAGAUGGCUUCAUUCCCAAGAAUUACAUAGAGAUGAAAGCCCAUCCGUGGUUCUUCGGGAAGAUUCCCCGGGCCAAAGCCGAGGAGAUGCUAAACAAACAGAGGCACGACGGGGCCUUCCUCAUCAGAGAGAGCGAGAGUGCACCAGGAGACUUCUCGCUCUCCGUGAAGUUUGGAAAUGACGUCCAGCACUUCAAGGUUCUUCGUGACGGGGCUGGAAAGUAUUUCCUAUGGGUGGUGAAGUUUAACUCCCUCAACGAGCUGGUGGACUACCACCGCUCCACCUCAGUCUCUCGCAAUCAACAGAUCUUUCUGCGGGACAUAGAGCAGGUCCCCCAGCAUCCCACAUAUGUGCAGGCGCUCUUUGACUUUGACCCCCAGGAGGAAGGAGAGCUGGGUUUCCGGCGCGGAGACUUCAUCCAGGUCCUGGACAACUCUGACCCCAACUGGUGGAAAGGAGGCUGCCACGGGCAAACGGGCAUGUUCCCCCGCAACUACGUCACGCCUGUCAAUCGGAACAUGUAAAACAGUCAGACCAUGUAAACAACAACAGCCACAACAGCAACCUAUCAACACCACCACACCACCACCACCACCACCAUCAUCAUCAUCAUCGUCGUUCUCGAUCUCAUCAGCCCCCAUCCAACCCCCCCCCCAUCACCCCUCCACCCCCCCUCUUUGCCAUCCCACAGUAACAGGAGCAGACCGGACGAUUGCAAACAACUGAAAAAGAGAGAGCUAAAUCAGGAGUAGUGCUGCCGUAGGCGUCGCUGAGUGGGUGGCAGCUGAGAAAAAUCUAUUUUUUUUUUCUUUUCUUUUUUAACUCGUGCAGAAUGUUCACCUCCCCUGUGAACGCCUCGGCGAGGACUGAACUAUCUUUGAGGGAAAUCUAAAUGCAGAGAAACUAAAGAGUAGUGCGCCAUCCCGUGAAGAUAACCAAAUGAUUCUAUCGCUCCCACCGCUGCUUCUGUCUCCCCCUUAACUUCUUAACAUUCUGCCUUCCUUUUACGUUUGUUUCCUUUUCUUUGCCGCAUGUUGUUUUAAUCACCUAAAGUCAAAAUGCCUACCUAUAAAUCCUAACUCUGUUUUAAAGAAGUUAAAAAAAAAAAAGCUUAAAAAUAUUUAAAAAAAAAAGAAGAAAUGGUUUU
Messenger RNA from Etheostoma spectabile (orangethroat darter), 1712 nucleotides. It is a transcript of the gene grb2b, whose product is annotated as growth factor receptor-bound protein 2b. NCBI's taxonomy places the organism in Eukaryota, Metazoa, Chordata, Actinopteri, Perciformes, Percidae. The transcript is spliced from 6 exons. Gene Ontology annotation, molecular function: protein binding. Bases 436 to 1089 code for a protein of 217 amino acids. The record is from RefSeq and is a predicted model, not a curated record.